CAGGAUUUUGUGAGCAGAACCCCAUACUGGUUAGAGCAGAACCCGAGGGAUGUGGUUGUUUAACAGAAAAGGACCAUCUGGGUUCUCACCAUCUUCCACGGCUGAGGAAGUCACUCAUGGGAUUGAUGGAACUGGGCUCACUGCCAUUGUUUCAGGAGCAUCUAGUGGCAUUGGUACAGAAACUGCACGUGUUCUUGCACUACGUGGUGUCCAUGUAAUUAUGGGUGUCAGGAAUAUGGCUGCUGGUAGAGAUGUUAAAGAAGCAAUUGUUAAGGGAAUCCCUUCUGCUAAAGUUGAUGCCAUGGAGUUGGAUCUCAGUUCACUGGCAUCAGUGAGGAAAUUUGCAUCAGAUUUCAAUUCCUCAGGUCGUCCACUGAAUCUCCUGAUUAACAAUGCAGGAAUCAUGGCCACUCCUUUCAAGCUUUCCAAAGACAGCAUAGAACUACAUUUUGCAACAAAUCAUCUGGGUCAUUUUCUUUUGACAAAUCUCUUGUUGGACACAAUGAAGAAAACUGCACGGAAAAGUAAAAGAGCAGGGCGAAUUGUAAAUGUUUCAUCAGCAGCUCAUCAUUUGACGUAUUCUGGGGGAAUUCGUUUUGAUAAGAUCAAUGAUCAAUCAGGGUACGGCAGAUUUGUUGCAUAUGGCCAAUCAAAGCUAGCUAAUGUUUUGCACGCUAAUGAACUUGCAAGACGUUUUAAGGAAGAGGGAGUGGAUAUAACUGCGAAUUCACUUCAUCCAGGAAUGAUUGCCACCAAUAUUGCGCGUCAUAUGGGCGUUGUCAACGGCAUUGCUGAUAAAAUUGGUAAACUUGUACUCAAAAGUGUCCAGCAGGGAGCUGCUACAACAUGCUAUGUGGCAUUGCAUCCACAGGUAAAGGGAGUUUCGGGUGAAUAUUUUGUGGACAGUAAUAUUGGGAAAGCAAGCAAGAAGGGUAGAGAUGCCGAUUUGGCAAAGAAACUAUGGGAUUUCAGCAUGAAUAUGGUUAAAUGACAUUGUCAUGCCAUGGUACUUGCUAUAUAUCUACAAAAGGAAAAACAAAUAAAUAAGUGGUAGGGUG
This is a messenger RNA of Rubroshorea leprosula, 1058 nucleotides long. NCBI's taxonomy places the organism in Eukaryota, Viridiplantae, Streptophyta, Magnoliopsida, Malvales, Dipterocarpaceae. The record is from the annotation of a GenBank genome assembly.